Molecule: messenger RNA, 1182 nt
Organism: Pan troglodytes (chimpanzee)
Lineage: Eukaryota; Metazoa; Chordata; Mammalia; Primates; Hominidae
Gene: OR7A5
Product: olfactory receptor family 7 subfamily A member 5
Exons: 1
Coding region: 87-1115 (342 amino acids)
Biological process (GO): G protein-coupled receptor signaling pathway
Cellular component (GO): membrane
Molecular function (GO): olfactory receptor activity; G protein-coupled receptor activity
Source: RefSeq, a predicted model, not a curated record
CUUAAAGAGAACCAGAUUCAUACACAAAAUGUAAGAUAAUUUAUUGGCUAUAAAAUAUAAAUGAUGGUAUUUCUGAAAGGUUAGCAAUGCAUGCCUGUCUCGUUUCCCUCUUUCUCUCUCUCUCUCUCUCUCUCUCUGAUAGUCACUUCAAUCAAAUGGAACCAGGAAAUGAUACACAAAUUUCAGAAUUUCUUCUUCUGGGAUUUUCACAAGAACCUGGACUGCAACCCUUCCUCUUUGGGCUGUUCCUGUCCAUGUACCUGGUCACUGUGCUCGGGAACCUGCUCAUCAUCCUGGCCACAAUCUCAGACUCCCACCUCCACACCCCCAUGUACUUCUUCCUCUCCAACCUGUCCUUUGCUGACAUUUGUGUUACUUCCACCACCAUUCCAAAAAUGCUGAUGAACAUCCAGACACAGAACAAAGUCAUCACCUACACAGCCUGCCUCAUGCAGAUGUAUUUUUUCAUACUCUUUGCUGGAUUUGAAAACUUCCUCCUGGCCGUGAUGGCCUAUGAUCGGUUUGUGGCCAUCUGUCACCCCCUGCACUACAUGGUCAUUAUGAACCCUCACCUCUGUGGACUGCUGGUUCUGGCGUCCUGGACCAUGAGUGCUCUGUAUUCCUUGCUACAAAUCUUAAUGGUAGUACGGCUGUCCUUCUGCACAGCCUUAGAAAUCCCCCACUUUUUCUGUGAACUUAAUCAGGUCAUCCAACUUGCUUGUUCUGAUAGCUUUCUUAAUCACAUGGUGAUAUAUUUUACAGUUGCGCUGCUGGGUGGAGGUCCCCUGACUGGGAUCCUUUACUCUUACUCUAAGAUAAUUUCCUCCAUACAUGCAAUCUCAUCAGCUCAGGGGAAGUACAAGGCAUUUUCCACCUCUGCAUCUCACCUCUCAGUUGUCUCCUUAUUUUAUGGUGCAAUCCUAGGGGUGUACCUUAGUUCUGCUGCCACCCGCAACUCACACUCAAGUGCAACAGCCUCAGUGAUGUACACUGUGGUCACCCCCAUGCUGAACCCCUUUAUCUAUAGUCUGAGGAAUAAAGACAUAAAGAGGGCUCUGGGAAUACAUUUGUUGUGGGGAACAAUGAAAGGGCAAUUUUUCAAGAAGUGCCCAUGAUUGCAGGGCUCUAAGCUUCAGAGGUAGUAACUGUCAUUCUUCAAUCAGAUAGUGGAAAUAGAACUUG